This is a messenger RNA of Oenanthe melanoleuca, 5239 nucleotides long. RefSeq names its product potassium voltage-gated channel subfamily C member 1 (gene KCNC1). Gene Ontology annotation, biological process: potassium ion transmembrane transport; protein homooligomerization. Gene Ontology annotation, cellular component: axon; dendrite membrane; voltage-gated potassium channel complex. Gene Ontology annotation, molecular function: delayed rectifier potassium channel activity; protein binding. Lineage: Eukaryota; Metazoa; Chordata; Aves; Passeriformes; Muscicapidae. The record is from RefSeq and is a predicted model, not a curated record. Bases 213 to 2042 code for a protein of 609 amino acids. The transcript has 4 exons.
GACGGAGGCGGCGCAGCGCCGGCAGCCACCGCCACCGGCAUCGCCUCGGAGCGGCCCCGGGGGAGCGGGGCUGGCCGGAGCCGCUCGCCCCCGCGGGCCCGGAGCGCGGCUCGGCUUAGGCACCGACUGCCGCCGAGCAGCCGUCCCCUGACGGGCUUGCUGCCUGCCGUGCUUGCUUGGAUGAGUCUGCGACAUGCCUAAUAAGAGACGAGAUGGGCCAGGGCGACGAGAGCGACCGCAUUGUGAUCAACGUGGGAGGGACUAGGCACCAGACUUACCGCAGCACCCUGCGCACCCUGCCCGGCACGCGGCUGGCCUGGAUCGCUGAGCCCGAUGCCCACAGCCACUUUGACUAUGACCCCCGCACGGAUGAGUUUUUCUUUGACCGGCACCCGGGCGUCUUCGCCCACAUCCUGAAUUACUACCGCACUGGCAAGCUGCACUGCCCCGCGGACGUGUGCGGGCCCCUGUAUGAGGAGGAGCUGGCCUUCUGGGGCAUCGAUGAGACCGAUGUGGAGCCCUGCUGCUGGAUGACCUACCGGCAGCACCGCGACGCCGAAGAGGCUCUGGACAGCUUCGGUGGGGCGCCCCUGGAUAGCAGUGCUGAGGACGGAGACAUAGAUGGCACCGGGGACUCUGGCGAUGGUGAAGAUGAGCUGGAGAUGACAAAACGCCUAGCACUUAGUGACUCCCCAGAUGGUAGGUCUGGGGGCUUCUGGAGACGGUGGCAGCCCCGCAUCUGGGCACUCUUUGAGGAUCCCUACUCCUCCAGAUAUGCAAGGUAUGUGGCAUUUGCCUCCCUGUUCUUCAUUUUGGUCUCCAUUACCACCUUCUGCCUCGAGACCCACGAGAGAUUUAACCCCAUUGUGAACAAGACAGAAACAGAAUUCAUCGGGAAUGACACGCAGGUGCGGCACUACAGGGAAGCAGAGACGGAAGCCUUUCUCACCUACAUCGAAGGUGUCUGUGUGGUCUGGUUUACAUUUGAGUUCUUGAUGAGAGUCACUUUCUGCCCAAACAAGGCGGAAUUUAUCAAAAACUCUUUGAACAUCAUUGACUUUGUGGCCAUACUGCCUUUCUAUCUAGAGGUUGGACUCAGUGGCCUGUCUUCCAAAGCUGCUAAGGAUGUCCUGGGCUUCCUCCGCGUAGUCCGUUUCGUGCGAAUCCUGCGAAUUUUCAAGCUGACCCGCCACUUCGUUGGGUUGCGGGUCUUGGGACACACCCUCCGUGCCAGCACAAAUGAAUUCUUGCUGCUCAUCAUAUUUUUGGCAUUGGGCGUCUUAAUCUUUGCCACGAUGAUCUAUUAUGCCGAGAGAAUAGGUGCUAAACCAAAUGACCCUAGUGCCAGUGAACACACACACUUUAAAAAUAUCCCCAUCGGCUUUUGGUGGGCUGUUGUCACCAUGACGACCCUGGGCUACGGAGACAUGUAUCCUCAGACUUGGUCAGGCAUGCUGGUGGGGGCCCUCUGCGCUCUCGCUGGUGUGCUGACCAUUGCCAUGCCUGUCCCUGUCAUUGUGAACAAUUUCGGAAUGUAUUACUCCUUAGCUAUGGCUAAGCAGAAGCUACCAAAGAAAAAAAAGAAGCAUAUCCCGAGGCCACCCCAGCUGGGAUCCCCCAAUUAUUGUAAAUCUGUCGUAAACUCUCCACACCACAGUACUCAGAGCGACACUUGCCCACUGGCCCAAGAAGAAAUUUUAGAAAUUAACAGAGCAGAUUCGAAACUGAAUGGUGAGGUGGCCAAGGCGGCGCUGGCAAACGAAGACUGUCCCCACAUAGACCAGGCUAUUACGCCUGAUGAGGGCCUGCCCUUUACCCGCUCUGGCACUCGGGAGAGAUAUGGACCCUGCUUCCUCUUAUCAACCGGGGAAUAUCCCUGCCCGCCUGAUGGAGGAAUAAGAAAGGGUUACGAAAUGUCACGGAGCCUUAACAGCAUAGCUGGCAUAAGUGGAAAAGCGAUAGGAUUAUCCUCAGUGUCUGCGCCCUACAGCUCUCCUAGCCCAGUGAGACGUUCUUGGUCUCCCAUCCCAUCUAUUUUGUAGCAUGGAUCAGUAGCAGAGAAUGGUCUAAAAAGCUUUAUUUCAAUUAGCCUAUGCGAUGUUGCAUAUAGUCCAGGUGACUAAGUCUGAAGAUGCAAUGUCUCACAGUAGCACCCGCUGCAAACGGUGUUACUUCUGAUGCUGAGGUGACAACACUCCUAAAUAGCACUCAGAUGACAAUAGGCAGGCAUUGGCGUAGUACUGGUGGGCCAUACGUGCUGCAUGGUAUCAGUACAUAGGAUGAAGGGUAGAUGCACCAGAUGGCUUCCUUCCUGGUGCAUCCUGCUGGCAUAUGCUUAUUGUGGCUAAUGGUGGAUCUACUGGCUCUGUGUGGAAUGGGUUAGGCGUUUAGUCGAUGCUGAAACAUGCCAACGAUGGAAGAUUUUGCUUUUCUCAGGAUAUUUUUGAGCCAUAGGAACCCUGCAGGAGUUUGAGCAAACAAGCACAGUAGGAUGAAACUUUGCAUGGGCACCUAUUUUAAGCUGAAAGCAAUACUCAGACACACUGUAGAGAGGUCUCAGUCUGGCUGACUGCAUGGGAAAAAAAAACCCUGUUGAAGAAGAAUAUGGCUGCCUCUGCAUGUAGCUAUUUCACCUUUUCCUCCUUCCUUUAACACUAAGAUGCCGAGCUUGAUGUGAAAAGCGCAGGGAAGAAGCUCAAGUACUGAUUGUAUUCUUUACAUGCAGAUCUUUGCAAAGAAAGUCCAGUCAUUGCUAAAUAUAUGCCAACAGAGGCAGUCAGAGUGACCUGACAAGGCAAGAUGGAGAUGAACAUUGAUGGCUAAUAAACAUCUCUGUGGAACUGUGCAGGCAUAGAAGACCUUCUCAUUUGGACAAAGUUAACUCGCUCCAUGCAGGUUUUAUGGAUGAUUCUUCGUGGUUCUGGAGUUGUACUAGAGAUGCAGGCUUUUUCUACGGCCAAAAUGUAACAAAACUGUAGAAGAUCUUUUUUUUUUUAAUCUAUUUUUUUGUUCCAUAGCAUGACUUGCAUGAAGACAAAAAUGAAAAUGAAAAAAAAACAAACAAAAAAAAAAAAAAACAAAAAACAAAAAACAAAACAACAAAACACACACACGAGAAACACUGCAAAUGUAUGAUUAAGGAGAAAAAAGAAAAAAAAAAGGCAAAGUUAUAUAUUUUCUUUCAAAGCUCUUUACUUUUACAUACAUUGUUGUAGCCAAAAUGUAAAACAUUAUAAAACUGUACAUUUCUUUGCUAUGGAUCGCUUCUUUUUGUAUACAAGAUACAGAGUAAUGGUUUUAAAAAGUGCAAUCAGGCAGUCAUCGGUCAUAUUGACCACGCCUUCACAGUUCAUCACACCGACAUGGAAAUCAAGAACUUUUAAUCCAACUAGAAGUGUAUAAAAAUAAGAAAAACUUUUUCCUGUCUGUUUUUGUUGGCAUGCUUGUGACACAUGGGACCUUCCUUCGGACCUGACAGUAACAGCUGGUUAAUUUUCCAGCUCUGGUUAUGUUGUAUUUUAUUGAUGUAUAGAUCCAACGUAAAGACCCUUCAUAAAUUGUUCAUAUUAAGUAAUCAGUAUGAAUUUUAAACAAAAGAGGUGUUAUUUUAAAACUGGGACUUAUAGUACAAAAUCAGGAAAAUACUCAAGUAUAAAUGGUCUCAAAGUUUAAGAAACAAGACAACAGCAUUGUAUGCAAUUUAGUACUGAGUAAAAUGCAUGCACAAUGUUAUGCAAAACAAUUCUAGCAUGAAAAUAAAUUUUGUAUCAUGGUUUCAGUGCCUGCUGUAUAGUGUAAAGGGGAAUCCUUUUCUGAAGCAAUCAGGGGUUUCCAGAGACUUGCUUCUAAAAUCUUGAAUAAAUACAGUGUUCUCAACAGAAAUGUAGGAGAAAAGCUUGGUAUUGCUUUGGUUCUACAAUGCUAAUUUUGGUUAGUAGAUAAUAAAUGAAGCCUGCAAACACUUGAUACAACCAAUGUCUAAAGAAUUCACACCAUUAGUAAUUUUACAAGGGAAGAUUAAAAACCCCUAUAAUGAUCUAGGUAUCUUCCUUUUCCCUCCUCAACAAUAAUAAAUGUUUGUCUUUUUAGCUGAUUAAAUGAAUUCAGUUUUUCUUACUUCUUUGGGCCCCGUCCUUCACUUGUUCUUCUCUGAGCCACAGCAGUCCACCUGAUACGAAACUGAAGGAAAUCCAGGUGUCUGAGUUGCACUUGGUUUGCCACACAAAACAUGCACCAGUAAGAACUGAGAAACACAAUGGGAUUAAGUUUCAUUUUAGAUGCUACAAAUGACAACUAUGAACUAAGUUGCCAAGAGCAUUCUAGCUGCCUGAGCAUUUUUGGUAAAGUACUUCUGUAAAAGAAGGAUACACACCUUUUUCAUCACGUGAGGAACUUCAAAAGAGUUGGCAGUCUUCUAGGCAAGCUACAGCAUCUGCAACUGCUGAUGGGAAUGGAAAGGUAAAGGAAUAGUAUCCCUACAGUCUGGAGGAAGUAGAGAUUAAACCAAAAAAACCCAGAAGAAAGACUCAUGGCUCUGGUAAGUGCUAAAUUUAUACACAAAAAUCCCCAACUGCAGCUGGAUCUGGUCGUCACAAAACUCUACUCCAAAAGAAAAACAAGGAAGACCUCAAGCUGUGUUUUAGGAAUAGGGAAAAGGCUGAUAAUCUGAAUUUGUACAUAAUUAGAGAACUCCUUUGUAGUCCUUGAUACAGCAUCAUGUACUUGAUUUCUGCUUUAGUUUCUCCCAAGAACUAUUUUUCUCACACUGUUUCUAUGCCGUCAUUCUCAGAAGACAAAUUUCUUACCUCCAGAGGUAAGAUCCAGAUUCAUCCAGGAUUUGCUUAAUUAACAACUUUUCCUCUUACAAUGUAUUAAGAAUCCAGAAAUAGAUUUAUCUGCCCCAUUUUUUAUUUAACACUGACUCAAAGGCCUAGUGCUAAUUCUCCAUUACCAUAAGGAAUAGCAACAAUUCAGCUCUGUAAAUCCCAUGUAGGUCUUCACCUUCCACUGCACUUUGCAUAUAUCUGAUCCUUGGAGAACAAACUGGGUAAAACUGUCUUUCUGUGCUACUUUUUUAUAUUCCCCACUCUCAUUUUCAUUUAGGUUCCCCUCUCUGCUCAUUCUGAUUUGAGGUAACCAUGUCUUCUGGGUGACUUCUAUAAACCCUUCAGAAACAGAACCCUGCUUUCCAUCCACUGCCCUUCAGGAGAUGCUCUAAAGCUUAAGAUCUGUUUGACCC